AUGGCGGAUGGGUCGUCCGAGGACCGCGCCGGCCCGAAAAAAAUAAACGAAUUAACUUUUCCCGCGAUCGACCCGUCCCGUGGUGACAUAAAAAAGUGCAGUGAACCGACCCCGGACGGCAGAGUGCAAUUGUCUUUCUAUACCGAACUAGAUAAGAGUGAAUCUUGUGAAAAAAGUGAGACGCUCGGCGUGGCCGCCGCUCGUGGCGAGGCAACUCUCAGUCAAAAAACAUCGGGUUCUGGCGACGACGGCGACGACAGGAAGAAGAGAUGCUUCGACAGAUACGACAGCUCCGAGUCUUCUGACAGGUGCGCUAUUUUAUUUACCGGACUCGUGAUCGAAAUGUUAAGGAGUCAAUGCUCUAGUGACCGGAGGCUGUUGCGCUGCUGUCGGUGUCAUGGCCAUCUAAGCGACGCGUUAGGCCUAUUUUGGUUGAAUGCCCGCAACGGACCUUAA
Molecule: messenger RNA, 456 nt
Organism: Leptosia nina
Lineage: Eukaryota; Metazoa; Arthropoda; Insecta; Lepidoptera; Pieridae
Source: the annotation of a GenBank genome assembly